GCGUCGAGGACUUCUCGGUGGCGGUGGAGCCUGGAGUCACCCGCAAGGCUCUCAAUGCCCAUCUGCGUGGCACUGGGCUCUGGUUCCCCGUCGGUACUGGGGGUGCAGGGCAGCAUGGGCUGACACUCGGGGCUGGAUCGAGGGGUGCUGGGAGCAUUGGGAAUGCUGGGAACAAUGGGGUGGCGGGGGAUGUGGGGAGAACUUGGGGCGCUGCGGUUGUCCAUGUGGCCAGGGGUGCAGGCAGCGCUGGGUACACUGGGAUGCCAGAGCUCCCCAUGGGCACUGCGGUGCUGGGAGCACUGGGAGGGCGGGGGGUGGCUGCAGAGAGCUUGGAGCACUUGGAGCGCUGGGGUUGCCUGUGUGGCCAAGGGUGCUGGGGGUACUGGGGGUACUGGGGUGUCUGGGGAGAACCUGGAAUACUGGGAGCAUUGGGAUAUUCCAUAGGGCCAAGGAUGCUGGGAGCACUGGGGUGGCUGGGGAGAUUUUGGGAUACUGGGAACAUGGUCACAUUCCAUGUCGCCAAUGGUACUGGAAGCACUGGGAGCACUGGGAAGCCAUAUCAUAGGGACAAGGGCACUGGGAGCUGUGGGAUGGCUGGGGAGAUCUUGGAGUGCUGGGAGCAUUGGGAUAUUCCAUGGGGCCAAGGGUGCUGGGAGCACUGGGAUGGCUGGGGAGAUCUUGGAGUGCUGGGAGGACUGGAAGAACUGGGGUUGUCCAUGUUGCCAGGGGUGCUGGGAGCACUGGGAGCAGUGGGAUGGCUGGGGCUGCUGGGAAGAACUGGGAGCACAUAGAGCACUAGGAGCACUGGGGUUGCCUAUGUAGCCAAAGGUACUGCAAGCACUGGGAGCGCUGGGAUGGCUGGGGCUGCUUGGGGACUUUGUUUAUUGUGGGCAUUGGGGUUGCCCAUAGGGCCAGUAUUGCUGGGAGCACUGGGAGGGCUGGGGCUGAUGGGGAGCACUGGGAUUUCCCAUGUGACCAAGGGUGCUGGGAGCACAGGGGUGUAUGGAAGUGCCCGUGGGGCCAGAGAUACCAGGAGACAAGGUGUGCUGGCAGGCUCUGGGCUGCUAGGGAUGCUGGGGAGGCCCGCAGAGCUGGGUGCUGUGGAGAAUGCUUGGUGCAAUAGAGGCAGGCAUGGGGUGGGGGUGCCCAACGGCUGGGAGUGGCGGGGUCCCAGGGGUUCCCAGCACCAGGGGUGCCACGUGCUGGUGGUGCCGCUGACCCCCGAGCACACUGGCUCCCCUGGCCCCACUGCAGACCCCGGGGCGGACGCCUCGCUGUGCGGCAUGGCAGCCACCGGAGCCUCGGGCACCAACGCCGUGCGCUACGGCACCAUGCGGCCCAAUGUGCUCAACCUGCGCGUGGUGCUGCCGGACGGCAGCCUGCUGCACACCUCCGGGCCCGGGCGCAGCGCCAGGAAGAGCGCGGCUGGCUACGACCUGACCUCCCUGUUUGUGGGAUCUGAGGGUACCCUGGGCUUCCUGACGCAGGCGACGCUGCGCCUGCACCCCCUGCCUGAGGCUGUGGUCUCUGCUGCCUGCACCUUCCCCAGUGUGAGGGAUGCUGUGGGCUGCACUGUGCAGGUGCUGCAGGCGGCCGUGCCUGUGGCACGCAUUGAGCUCCUGGACGAGGUGAUGGCGGGCGCCUGCAGCCGCUACAGUCGGUUGGAGCUGCCGGAGGUGGCCAUGCUUUUCCUGGAGCUGCAUGGCUCCCAGCGCAGCCUGGCUGAGCAGCAGCAGCAGGCAGAGGAGCUGGUGCAGCUGCAUGGUGGCUCUGUCCUGUCCUGGGCGCAGGCGCCAGAGGAGCGUGAGCGGCUCUGGGCUGCACGGCACAGUGCCUGGUUCGCAGCCCUGGCCCUGCGGCCCGGCUGCCAGGGCUACUCCACCGACGUCUGCGUGCCCAUCUCCCGCCUGCCCGACGUCGUGCUGGAGACCCAGCGGGACCUGCGAGACUCUGGCCUCACUGGCCCCAUGGUGGGACACGUGGGCGAUGGUAACUUCCACUGCAUCCUCGUCUUCCGUGCUGACGACCCGGAUGAGGCGCAGCGCGUGCACGACUUCACCGAGCGCUUGGGCAGGCGGGCGCUGGCUGCGGGCGGCACCUGCACCGGGGAGCACGGCGUGGGGCUGGGCAAGCGGGCGCUGCUGCGCGAGGAGCGGGGUGCCGUGGGGCUGGCGGCCAUGCGCCGCAUCAAGGACGCCCUGGACCCCCUCCAUCUGAUGAACCCCGGCAAGGUGCUGUGAUCACCCCAACCGUGGCAAGGCAUGGCGCAUCCACCCAUCCUCCCACUUUUUGGGGACCUGGGGGGGGCUCCGGUACCCCCCUCAACGGUCCCCCGUUUCACCAAGAAUGCCAGUGAAAUAAAAUAACAGUGAAUAUUUUAUUGAACAUUGUUUUAAUACCAUAUCAAAACACCUUGACUAAUGAAGGAAGCUCCCCCAAGCUCUGAACUCGUUUCCCCCCCCCAUUUGUUUUUUUAAUAUAUAAAUACAGAAACGUUUCCCGCGGGGGCACGGCCACCGGCAGGGGAGGUCUCACCAACGACAACGCGCCCGCCGCGCCAGGAGGGGACGGGGAUGGGGGCACGGCCAUAAAACAGGGGGUCCUCACCUGCCGGCCGCUGGCGGGGCCCAAGUAGGACCCCCAGGUCCCCUCCUCAAAGGGUUCGGCCCGAAGGCGACGGGUUGGAGGGGAGGUUUUGGCAACGGCGGGGGGGCGGGGAUGCUGCGGCUGUCCAGUCUCUGAGUGGUUAUAGCUGAGUUAAAGAGUGACCAGUCUGUAAACAUCACCGGGGCAGGGAAGCUCAAAUCGAAGAACACGCCAGUCAACACGAAGCUUCAUUUAAUAUAUUUUUUUUUUCUCGGUUUUGUCUGUUUUCUCUGUUUUUUUUUUUUUUUUUUGUUGCUGUUUUUGUUUUUGUUUCUUUUUUUUUUCCUUUUUUCUUUUUCUCAUUGUAAACACUUGAAAGACAGACCCCGCUAUGGGGCAGAGCGGCGGCCCCGCUCCCGGCGUGGGGCAGAGUCCCCAUCACGCGCUGCCGGGGCCGGGCUGGAGAUCUCCAAAAGGGAGACGGGAGAGAGGAGGAAAUUCCCGUGUAGUCAGUGCAAAAACCGAGCAGAGCCCGCGGGCGCCAGGCGAGCCCGGUGAGAAGUGCCGCGUGCUCCGUUUGGCCGCUGUCCCCGGCAGCGCCGCUCCACGCGGGGAGAAAAGCCAAACAUCAUGGCAGCGUUGGGCCGAGGACGGCGGCUCCCUCGGUGCUGGAUCCCUCCUCGUGGCUGCAGGGAGAGCGGGUUGCUUUGCUCUUCUCACACUGUCUCUCCUGGAUGUUCCACGGUUUGGUGUUGUGGUGGGUUGGUUGGUUGGUUGGUUGGUUGGUUGGUUUUUUUUUUUUCUAA
This is a messenger RNA of Phasianus colchicus (ring-necked pheasant), 3392 nucleotides long. The record is from RefSeq and is a predicted model, not a curated record. NCBI's taxonomy places the organism in Eukaryota, Metazoa, Chordata, Aves, Galliformes, Phasianidae.